Molecule: messenger RNA, 1548 nt
Organism: Oppia nitens
Lineage: Eukaryota; Metazoa; Arthropoda; Arachnida; Sarcoptiformes; Oppiidae
Product: organic cation transporter protein-like
Exons: 5
Coding region: 1-1548 (515 amino acids)
Biological process (GO): transmembrane transport
Cellular component (GO): membrane
Molecular function (GO): transmembrane transporter activity
Source: RefSeq, a predicted model, not a curated record
AUGAACUCACCGAAACCGACACCAAAUAUCAGACAAGUGUCCGAUAUUAUCGGUGAAUGGGGUCUAUGGCAGCUAAAUAUAGUUAUGUUUUCAUUAAGUUGCAAUAUAUUUCUGGCAUUAAAUACACUUAGUCUACCGUUUUAUGCACCAACCAUUAACUACUGGUGCUCAGAUAACAACAACACUAAUAAUAUUGCUACCGGUGCUGCAGCUGCUGAUGAUAUUGACAUCAAUAAUCAAUGUCUGAAUGGUUGUCAAAACUGGACGUUUGAUAAAUCAGUAUUUAAAUCGACAAUCAUUGAUGAGUGGCACCUAAUCUGCAAUCGUCGGGAACUAUCAUCGCUAACCCAAUCGUUACAUAUGUUGGGCUACGGUCUGGGAGCCAUCAUAUUUGGCUAUCUAUCGGGACGUUUUGGCCGCAAACCAGUACUAUGGAUGACAGUUACAUUGGAACUGCUGGCCGGCCUAUCCAGUGGACUGGCCAUCAAUGUAAUACAUUUUACACUAUCCCGACUCGUAUUGGGAAUGGCAGUAAACGGUCGUUAUUUGAUAUCAUUUAUAUUGGUUACCGAAAGUAUUGGACCUAAAUAUAGGGCAUCAAUGAGUCUAUGUUUUCAUUUGGGUUGGGCACUCGGUUAUUGUCUAUUACCGGGUAUUGCCUAUUUGUUGCCAAACUUUCGCCAUAUGAUAUUAGUAACAUCUAUACCGGAAAUUUUAUGGCUCGUAUGGCUCUAUUGGAUACCCGAGUCGCCCCGUUGGCUGAUAACACAAACUAAAUGGGAUCGCUUGGAACCGGUACUCAAACGGGCUGUCCAUAUGAAUUCAUUGCCAAUAAGUGACUUUCAGUGUCAGUUUCAAUCGUUGAAAAAGUAUUAUAUAGGCGAUGAUAAAAAACUAAUAAAAAGUUAUAAUAAUAAUAACGAAAAUAAACGGUCAUAUAUUUGGGAGGUAUUAAAGUUGCCCAACUUGAGGAGGACAACCAUAAUCAUGUACUUUACGUGGUUUGUCAAUGCAUUUGUCUAUUACGGCAUAUCGUUAAAUAUCGGUGACUUUGGCUACAAUUUGUUUAUCAACUUUUUGAUUGCCGGCCUACUGGAGAUUCCGGCCACAUUGUUGCCGAUAGUUGCCAUCAAUUAUAUGGGUCGCCGGCCACUUACAGCAGGACUUAUGUACGCGAGUGGAAUGUCGUGUUUAGCUAUAGUACCGUUGCUGACGCUGUCGUCUGACUGGCCCCGAGUAACCAUUGCAUUGAUUGGCAAAUUUUUCAUUACCAGUUCGUUUGCUGUUAUCUUUCCAUACGCUGCCGAAGUCUAUCCAACUGUGGCCAGAGAUGCCGGUGUCGGCUCGUGUUCGGUGGCCUCAAGUGUCGGCAGUAUAUUAGCGCCGUUUAUCAAAGAUAUGAGUUUAAGCACCGGUAUGAAUGUUGUGCUAUACAUUUUGGGUGGUCUGUCCAUUGCUGACGGUUUGACCGUACAUUUUCUGCCCGAAACUCGUGGCCAACAAAUUGCCGAUACUGUAGCCGAAGCCGAACAAAUCAAUAAGUAUUAG